Messenger RNA from Amblyraja radiata (thorny skate), 1391 nucleotides. RefSeq names its product sorbitol dehydrogenase-like. Bases 1 to 1215 code for a protein of 404 amino acids. Gene Ontology annotation, biological process: D-sorbitol catabolic process. Lineage: Eukaryota; Metazoa; Chordata; Chondrichthyes; Rajiformes; Rajidae. Gene Ontology annotation, molecular function: L-iditol 2-dehydrogenase (NAD+) activity; zinc ion binding. The transcript is spliced from 9 exons. The record is from RefSeq and is a predicted model, not a curated record.
AUGUCUUUGCUUUGUGGCAGACUUUGUCCUGGUGAUGUGGGAGUGAAAGGGAUAAAUACAACUCAGCCUUGUGUCAAGGACAGCAGAGAGAUAAAACGGGCUUUGAUCGAAACAACUUUAAAAGGCGGCCGGGCGUAUCUCUCCCAGUUUUGGAUUGAGAGAGCAGCGAUGUCGGAGCAGAGCAACCUCUCGGUAGUGGCACAUGGGCCAGGGGAUCUGCGAAUGGAAAGGCUUCCAAUCCCUGAGCCAGGCCCCAAUGAGGUCCAGUUGCAGAUGAAUUCUGUCGGGAUCUGCGGGUCUGAUGUGCAUUACUGGCAACAUGGAAGACUGGGAAGUUUCCUCAUGCAGAAACCAAUGGUUCUGGGUCAUGAGGGUUCGGGCACGGUGACCAAAGUGGGAUUGGAAGUGAAGCACCUCCAAGUAGGAGAUAGAGUUGCCAUUGAACCGGCUUACCCACUGAACAAUGAUGAGUUCUGCAAGUCUGGACGUUACAAUCUUUCUCCAGCCAUGUUCUGCUCCGCCACCCCACCUCAUCAUGGGCAGUUGUCCCAGUUCUAUGUCCACAGUGCAAACUACUGCUUCAAGCUUCCAGAUUGCGUGAGCUCGGAAGAAGGUGCUUUUAUCGAGCCUCUCUCAGUCGCCAUUCAUGCCUGUCGGCGGGCACGGGUAAAACUGGGCAGCAAAAUCCUGAUCUGUGGAGCAGGUCCAAUUGGACUUCUCAAUCUGCUGGUUGCCAAGGCGAUGGGGGCGGCCCAGGUGGUGAUUUGUGAUUUAUCAAGUGCCCGACUGGCCAAGGCGAAGGAGGUGGGGGCUGAUUUUACCAUCAAGGUGGAGAAGGAGACACCUCAGGACUUGGCACAGAAAGUGCAGGCGGCUCUUGGUUCAAUGCCAUUCACCACCAUCGAGUGCACUGGGGCAGAGUUCUGUGUCCAGGCUGCAGUCUACUCGACUCAAUCCGGAGGAACUGUGCUCCUGGUCGGACACGGCCCAGAAUUAGUGAGUGUGCCUCUUCUAAACGCCGCCAUCCGCGAGGUUGAUAUCCGCGGCAUGUUCCGAUACUGCAACACGUAUCCAAUGGCAAUUGCGAUGCUGGCAUCGAAGAAAGUGGACGUGAAGCCUCUGAUCACACAUCACUUCCCAUUGAGCCAGGCCAUUGAAGCAUUUGAAACGACAAAGAAACAGCUGGGAAUUAAAGUGAUGUUGAAGUGUGAUUAAACCAGCAUCUGCAGUUCCUUCCUACACAAGUGUGAAUGGUUAUCAGGUAUGUGUGUGUGAGCUUGGACAACUUAACUCUUCAAGACAGACCUCAGACACUGAAGCAAGGAACUAGCUCUUUUCUCCCCAAAGCAUGUCUCCGCCAAGCAUCAUUAAAGUAUUUUAUUUUUUAUCGA